This is a messenger RNA of Sitodiplosis mosellana (orange wheat blossom midge), 375 nucleotides long. RefSeq lists its product as uncharacterized. The coding region runs from base 1 to 375 and encodes 124 amino acids. The transcript has 2 exons. Gene Ontology annotation, molecular function: protein heterodimerization activity; DNA binding; structural constituent of chromatin. The record is from RefSeq and is a predicted model, not a curated record. Gene Ontology annotation, cellular component: nucleosome. NCBI's taxonomy places the organism in Eukaryota, Metazoa, Arthropoda, Insecta, Diptera, Cecidomyiidae.
AUGGCACGCGUAAAACAAACACCAAUGAAAGCGGUGCAAACACGUGGAAAAGAAAAAGGACAACAACGCCGUCCACACCGCUAUCGUCCAGGAGUGGUCGCGCUCCGCGAAAUCCGCCGCUAUCAACGCAGCACCGAACUGCUGAUUCCAAAAUUAUCGUUCCAGCGCUUGGUGCGUGAAAUUCUGCAAAAAGUACCAAAAGUACAACCCGACCAUCGCGUACAAGUUGAUGCAAUGGGUGCAUUACAAGAAGGCACCGAAAGUUACAUCAUUGGACUUUUCGAGGAUGCCAAUUUGUGCGCCGUUCACACCAAACGCGCAACCAUCAUUCCGAAAGACAUUCAGCUGGCACGUCGUCUCCGAGGCGAUAAAUAA